UUAUUUGCGGUAAUUGUGGCCACCAGCAUCACGCGAACUCCAAACUGCGUUGCUGGAAUAUCGCCACCUCAGACGUCCAGGCCACGCCGUCUUCGUGAUUGCAGGGUUGGGGGGAUUUAGAGAAAUGAGAACUUUGAAUACGAGUACGGAUCUGUUCGACCCGAGGACGGUGAUGGAGUCGGAUUUCUCGAGCGGUGUAUCGCCUGCGGACGCCGAUUUCGGGUUCGCUUUCAACGACAGCAACUUCUCGGACCGGAUGCUCCGGAUCGAGAUCCUGGGAGACCAGCCAGAGAACAGGCCCGAUUCGGAGGCGUGCAUCAGUAUUGCCGAUUGGGCACGGCACCGGAAACGGAGGCGAGAGGAUAUCAAGAAAGAAAACGUUCUAGAUCUCACUGCAGGACCGGAGGAGCAAAUUUUGAACGGUAACCAGCCUGAUAUGGAUGAUUGUGUGGUCUGUGAAAACCCUGAUGAGGAAGUAGUUGCAAUGAGUGAAGAAUCACCCUCAGGUGAUGAAGCUGGAAAUAGCAAUGAUUCAAGCUGGAGUAUGGAUUUUUCUACGGUUGUUAGAGUUAAAACAUUACAUAUCAGCUCUCCUAUUUUGGCUGCCAAAAGUCCAUUCUUCUAUAAGUUAUUCUCAAAUGGGAUGAGGGAGUCGGAGCAGCGACAUGUAACCCUUCGGAUCAAUGCCUCUGAGGAAGCUGCUCUCAUGGAGCUCCUGAAUUUUAUGUACAGUAAUACCUUAUCCGUAACUACAGCUCCUGGUUUGCUGGAUGUUCUUAUGGCCGCCGACAAAUUUGAGGUUGCGUCAUGCAUGAGGUACUGCAGUCGACUAUUGCGGAAUAUGCCCAUGACGCCUGAGUCUGCUUUGCUUUAUCUGGAGCUUCCUUCUAGCGUUUUAAUGGGUGAGGCAGUCCAGCCUUUGACAGACACUGCAAAGCAGUAUCUUGCUGCCCGCUAUAAGGAUAUGACCAAGUUCCAAGAAGAGGUGAUGGCCUUGCCCCUUGCUGGAAUGGAGGCAAUAUUGUCCAGUGAUGAUCUCCAGGUUCCAUCAGAGGAUGCUGUAUAUGACUUUGUGUUGAAGUGGGCUAGGGCUCAGUACCCAAAACUGGAAGAGCGGCGAGAAGUCCUGGGGUUACGUCUUGCACGCUUCAUUCGCUUCCCUUACAUGAGCCCCCGGAAGCUUAGGAAGAUCUUACUCUGUAGUGACUUUGAUCAUGAGGUUUCAACCAAGCUUGUGUUAGAGGCCCUCUUUUUUAAGGCCGAAGUCCCACACCGCCAACGCAUUCUAGCUGCAGAAGAGUCUGCCACCUCAAAUCGUCACACUGUGGAGCGGGCCUACAAGUAUCGGCCUGUUAAGGUGGUAGAAUUUGACCUUCCCCGUCAGCAGUGCGUGGUAUAUCUGGACCUGAAGCGGGAGGAGUGUGUAAAUUUGUUCCCUACUGGACGGGUGUAUUCUCAGGCAUUCCAUUUGGGUGGGCAGGGGUUCUUCCUGUCAGCCCACUGCAACAUGGAUCAGCAGAGCUCUUUCCACUGCUUUGGGCUGUUUCUAGGGAUGCAGGAAAAGGGGUCAGUGACUUUUGCGGUAGACUAUGAAUUUGCAGCAAGAUCGAAGCCAACAGAGGAGUUUGUUAGCAAAUACAAAGGCAACUACACAUUCACUGGGGGCAAGGCAGUUGGGUACCGAAACCUAUUUGCCAUACCAUGGACUUCCUUCAUGGCUGAGGAUUGUCUCUACUUUAUAAAUGGCGUCCUCCAUCUUAGAGCUGAGCUUACCAUCAGGCACUGACUCUUCUCCCUCCACCCUUCCGUUUCUCAAAUCUUUAGACUGAUUUGCCCCCUCCUAGUCGGUGGCCCUAACUUUAUGAAGACAAAAAAAAAAAAAAAAAACAAAAACAAACAAAAAACUUGUAAUAACCAGUAUUAUGCUCUCUAGAUACUUUUCGGUAGCAGGUUGAGUGAUGUUUUCAAAUAUUUCUCGUUCUGAGCCUACUACUUGUGCUCGCACAGGGAACGGGGAAAAGUGUAAAUGGGUUUGAGUAGUUUUUGUUGUAGAACUGUAUGAGAUAGCUUAUAGUCUCUUCGAAAUUUGUACUUUGUAUGUUGGUUGAGCUCAUGAAAUCUAUCAGAUGCGUAUAUGCUUGACGCAUUUUGGCGUU
Corylus avellana is the source of this 2156-nucleotide messenger RNA. RefSeq names its product BTB/POZ domain-containing protein POB1. Gene Ontology annotation, cellular component: nucleus. Gene Ontology annotation, biological process: response to red light. Lineage: Eukaryota; Viridiplantae; Streptophyta; Magnoliopsida; Fagales; Betulaceae. Gene Ontology annotation, molecular function: protein binding. The record is from RefSeq and is a predicted model, not a curated record.